AUGGUGUAUUUGCUGCAGCCUAAGGCCAAUGUCACUGCUAGUCUGGAUCCAGGUCAAGAAGCACAAGAAAUAAUGUUGUUUGGCUUGUUUAUCGUAAUCUCAAUCUGCUCAUUUUUCUACAUUAAUUGUGUUUUGCUGUUCACCCUGAGGAGUAAGCCGGUGUUUUUUGAGACAUCCAGAUUUAUUCUGCUGUUUAAUUUGCUCUUUGCAGACACUUUUCAGCAGGUACCAAACCUUCUGCUUUACAUACUGGCUUGUUUACGAAUGAAAAUUCCAUAUUAUGCAUGUGGUUUCCUUGUUCUGCUCUGUCUUGCCACAGAGUUAAUCUCUCCUCUCACCCUGGCUGUGAUGUCAGUUGAGAGAUAUGUGGCUGUAUGCCUGCCUCUAAGACAUGCUACCAUCUUCACCAUGAGAAGCACAGGCAUGGCCAUUGCUGUGGUGUGGGCCCUUAGUUUUAUCAAUAUCCUCAUUCGAGUUUUUGUGCUGGUACAUGUUUUCACAAUAAUCCCCUUUAAUCAGCAUAUGAAUAGCUUUUGCUCUAAAGAAGCCUUGCUUUUUGCACCAAUCUUUAAAGAUUAUGAAAAAGUGUAUGCCAGCAUUGUCUUUCUGUCAGUGGGUUUAGCAAUCAUCGGCUCCUAUAUUGGUGUAGCACUUGUAGCCACGUCUGCCUCAACAGACAAAGCAUCAGCCAGAAAGGUUCUUCAAACGCUUCUGCUUCACCUGAUUCAGCUAUGCCUGGUUCUAACUUCUAUCAUGAACUCCGCCAUUAUUACACCCAUUGUUAGAACAAUGACGAGAGUAACCAUUUUACGUAUUUACAAUGUUUGUUUUGUGUUCUUGAGUAUCCUUCCAAGGUGUCUGAGUGCUCUCAUCUAUGGACUCAGGGAUCAAACCAUUAGACCCGUCCUCAUGCAAAAUCUGUGCUGUGGGUGGAAAAGCUCAGUUUUCCUCAACAAGAGCCGUUAA
Messenger RNA from Sander lucioperca (pikeperch), 966 nucleotides. Its product is annotated as odorant receptor 131-2-like. Gene Ontology annotation, biological process: G protein-coupled receptor signaling pathway. Gene Ontology annotation, molecular function: G protein-coupled receptor activity. NCBI's taxonomy places the organism in Eukaryota, Metazoa, Chordata, Actinopteri, Perciformes, Percidae. The transcript has a single exon. Bases 1 to 966 code for a protein of 321 amino acids. Gene Ontology annotation, cellular component: membrane. The record is from RefSeq and is a predicted model, not a curated record.